GGCACUUUCAGGCUUCUAGGAAAGAGAUGAUGAUGGACUGGACUAGGAGAGGGUCAACAAGGAUAGAGAGGAAGGAUGUGUGGAAUUGAGAUUUGAGCCCAGGGAUGGACCCCUGACCUUCUCAUUCUUUUGCAGGAUACCACAACUGAAGAUUAGUUCAUUCACCAGGCAACAGCAAAGUGAUCCCCAUGAAAUCCUUCCUCCAGACACUUGAGGAAAUUGAGUUUCUCCAAGGCGCCUCUAAGCCAUGUACAGAACACACCCCAGCAGCACCAGAGCCACAGGUCUACAUGUCUCUGACUGCUCAUGAUGAGGGAAGCCAACAUGAGUCAACCCAGAACCAGGUGUUGCCUUCCUUAAGACCCACAACAAUGACGUCUACACAUUCUAACAUCCUUGAGCCAAUCCUUACCCAGAACUCAACAGUGCCCCCUGUUAAAGCCCUUAAUAUGACCUUUGGAGGUCUAAAUGAGACUUUUUCCAUGGCCCAGAAGGUGACUUCCUUUGAUCAGAUAAAACCAACAGCAGAAUGCCAGAUGACACAUAUCACUGACACCCGAAAGACAUCAUUCGCUGGCAGCCAAAUGACAACUAUUACUGCAAGCAAGAUGACAAUCCCCAAUGAGGGUGGCCGAAUUAUGGCCCUCAGUGUUGACCAGACCCUCAGUGGAGGCCAGAAGACAAUCUCCACUGGUGACCAGACCCUUUAUGGGGACAAAAUGAUGACCUUCAAUGGUGACCAGACCCUCUGUGGAAGCCAGAUGACAACUCUUAAAGGGGGCCAGAUCUAUAAGGACCAGAUGAAAACUUUUAAAGGGGGCCAGCUGACAAUCUCCAGUAGUGACCACACCUUCUAUAAGCAUGAGAUGACAACUCUUAAAGGGGGCCAGCUGACAACCUCCAGUAGUGACCAGACCUUUUAUGGGAUCCAGAUGACAGCUCUUAAAGGGGAUCAGAUGAUGACCUCCAGUGGCCACCACACCCUCUGUGGGGGCCAGCUGAUGACUUCCAGUAGUGACCAGACUUUCUAUGAGGACCAGAUGACAACUCUUAAAGGGAGCCAGAUGACAAGCUUCAGUAGUGAUCAAACCCUCUAUGGUGGCCAGGUGAUGACCUCCAGUGGUCACCACAUACUCUGUAGGGCCCAGCUGAUGACCUCCAGUAGUGACCAGACCUUCUGUGGGGACCAGAUGACAACCUCCAAUGGUGAACAGACCUACUAUAAGGACCAGAUGACAACCUCCAGGAGUGAUCACACACUCUGUGGUGACCAGAUCACAACUUCCAGUGGUUACCAGACCCUCUGUGGGGGCCGGAUGGCAACCUCCAACGAUAAACAGACCUUCUCUAAGGACCAGGUGACAAUGUCCAGUAGUGAUCAUACCUUCUAUAGUGGCCAGAUGACAACAUCCAGUGUUUACCAGACCCUCUGUGGGGACCAGAUGACAACCUUCAAUGGUGACCUGACUUUCUAUAAGGACCAGAUGACAUCUCUGAAGGAGGGCUAUAUGACAGCCUCCAAUGGAGACCAGACCUUCUAUAAGGACCAGAUGACAACCUUCAGUAGUGAUCACACCCUCUAUGGUGACCAGAUGACAAAUUCCAGUGGUUACCAGACACACUUUGGGAGCCAGAUGACAACCUCCAGUAGUAGUCCCAGCCUCUAUGGUGACCAGAUAACAACUUCCAGUGGUUACCAGACCCUCUGUAGGGGCCAGGUGACAACCUCCAAUAGUGACCAGACCUAUAAGGACCACAUGACAACCUCCAGUAGUGAUCACACCCUCUAUGGUGACCAGAUGGCAAAUUCCACCGGUUAUCAGACCCUCUCUGGGGGCCAGAUAACAACCUCCAAUGGUGAACAGACCUACUAUAAAGACCAGAUGACAACCUCCAGUAGUGAUCACAUCCUCUAUGGUGGCCAGAUGAUGACUUUUUGUGGUUACCAGACCCUCUAUGGGGGUCAGAUGACAACCUCCAAUGGUGACCAGACCUUCUAUAAGGACCAGAUGACAACUCUGAAAGAGGGCCAGGUGACAACCUCCAAUGGUGAACAGACCCACUAUAAGGACCAGAUGGCAACCUUCAGUAGUGAUCACACACUCUGUGGUGACCAGAUGACAACUUCCAGUGGUUACCAGAACCUCUGUGGGAGCCAAAUGGCAACCUCCAGUGGUGACCAGACUUUCUAUAAGGACCAGAUGACAUCUCUGAGAGGGGGCCAUAUGACACCCUCCAGUGGCGACCAGACCUAUAAGGGCCACAUGACAACCUCCAGUAGUGAUCACACCCUCUGUGGUGACCAGCUGAAAACUUCCAGUGAUUUCCAGACCAUCCGUGGGGGUCAGAUGACAACUUCCAAUGGUGACCAGACCUUUUGUAAGGACCAGAUGACAUCUCUGAAUGGAGGCCAGGUGACAACCUCCAAUGGUGACCAGAUCUAUAAGGAUCAGAUGACAUCUCUGAAAGGGGGCCAGAUGACAACCUCCAAUGAUGAACAGACCUACUAUAAGGACCACAUGAAAGCCUCCAGUAGUGAUCACAUCCUCUGUGGUGACAAGAUGACAACUUCCAGUGGUUACCAGAACCUCUGUGGGGGCCAGAUGGCAACUUCCAAUGAUGACCAGACUUUCUUUAAGGACCAGAUGACAUCUCUGAAAGAGGGCUAUAUGACAACCUGCAGUGGUGAACAGACCUAUUAUAAGGACCAGAUGACAACCUCCAGGAGUGAUCACACCCUCUGUGCUGACCAGAUGACAACUUCCAGUGGUUACCAGACCCUCUGUGGGGGCCAGAUGACAAAUCUUAAAGGAGACCAGGUGACAACCUCCAGUAGUGAUCAUACCCUCUCUGGUGACCAGGUGACAACUUCCAGUCGUUACCAGACCCUCUGUAGGGGCCAGAUGACAACCUCCAAUGGUGACCGGACUUUCUCGAAGGACCAGAUGACAUCCCUGAAAGGGGGCCAGGUGACAACCUCCAAUGGUGGACAGACCUCCAGUAGUGAUCAUACCCUCUAUGGUGACCAGAUGGCAAAUACCAGUGGUUACCAGAUCCUCUCUGGGGGCCAGAUAACAACCUCCAGUGGUGAGCAGGGGUACUAUAAAGACCAGAUGACAACCUCCAGUAGUGAUCACACCCUCUAUGGUGGCCAGAUGAUGACUUCUAGUGGUUACCAGACCUUCUAUGGGGGCCAGAUGACAACCUUCAUUGGUGACAAGACCCUCUAUAAGGACCAGAUGAUAACUCUGAAAGAGGGCCAGGUGACAACCUCCAAUGGUGACCGGACCAGUAAGAACCAGGUGACAACUCUGAAAGAGAGCCAGAUGACAAUCUCCAGUAGUGAUCACACCCUGUAUGGUGACCAGAUAACAACUUCCAGUGGUUAUCAGACCCUCUGUGGGGGCCAGAUGACAACCUCCAAUGGGGACCAGAUGACAAAUCUUACAGGGGACCAGAUGACAACCUCCAGUAGUGAUCACAUCCUCUAUGGUGGCCACAUAACAACUUCCAGUGGCUACCAGACUCUCUAUGGGGACCAGAUGACAACUCUUAAGGGGAGGGGCCAGAUGACAACUUCCAGGGGUUACUAUACCCUCUACAGGGGCUAUAUGAUGUCCUGUCUAGUCUCAUCAUUGCCGUCUGGAUUCCAAUACUUUUCAGAUUUCAAUUUGAUCCAAGGACAAUCUCUGGAAGAGCAGAAGUGGAAACCCAAGGUCCAGAGACGUCAAUCCCAGAAGAAUCAUGACAUUUUGAAGCUCUACACCUGCACAUAUCAGGACUGUGGGAAAUCGUAUUUAAGGCGUGCCCGUCUCCGAAUCCAUGAAUGCAUACACACUGGGGAGAAGCCCUAUAUAUGCAAUGUAAAGGGAUGCGCACGGAAAUUUUCCCGCUCAGAUGGGCUCUACAGACACAAGAAAAAACACAAUGGAGAGCGACCCUACGUGUGUACUAGAUGCAACAAGAAUUUUGCACGAUCUGAUCAUCUAAAGCUGCAUCAAAAAUCCCAUGAAUAA
This is a messenger RNA of Loxodonta africana (African savanna elephant), 4016 nucleotides long. It is a transcript of the gene KLF18, whose product is annotated as KLF transcription factor 18. Gene Ontology annotation, molecular function: DNA-binding transcription factor activity, RNA polymerase II-specific. Gene Ontology annotation, cellular component: nucleus. The record is from RefSeq and is a predicted model, not a curated record. Gene Ontology annotation, biological process: regulation of transcription by RNA polymerase II. NCBI's taxonomy places the organism in Eukaryota, Metazoa, Chordata, Mammalia, Proboscidea, Elephantidae.